Messenger RNA from Ostrea edulis (European flat oyster), 1976 nucleotides. RefSeq lists its product as uncharacterized. The coding region runs from base 720 to 1556 and encodes 278 amino acids. NCBI's taxonomy places the organism in Eukaryota, Metazoa, Mollusca, Bivalvia, Ostreida, Ostreidae. The transcript is spliced from 5 exons. The record is from RefSeq and is a predicted model, not a curated record.
AAUUUUAAAUGAUUUUCAAUUAACAUUCAUGAGACCAACGGUUUGUAAAACUCUAAGUGAACAUCACAAAAGGCAAAUUACUCCCAUUACAAGAAUAGCAGUAUUUCAAUUUAAAUUGAAUGAGGAGGAAAUUGGAGAGGCUUAAACUGAAGCGACGAGUAUGAAUAGGUAGAUUUAGGUUUUACAAUAUUAUCUUUUUAGUGAUCUGACUCCAUUGGAAGUCAGAGAUGGCAAAGUCCAAUGUUGUUUAUAUCUUUAAAAGCACUUUUCCAUUCACUCCUGCAUGUAAAUAGUGCAGAAUUAUGCAUGCAUGAUGGUAAUUCAACGUGAUCGAGGAUUUAACAAGAAAAAUACGGUGACUGGCCUGUUCAUCAAACACGAUUAGAGUCGUCUGCUUCAAUCAAUACUUGUGUAGUCUGCGUAAGUAAGCAGAAAUAAAGGCGAGACCUGGUCCUCAAAAGGAGGAAACUAUUUUCUUCAUUACUUACCCAAAAUUGGAAGACUGAACCUACUGUGAAGGUUACCUUCAUUAGACAGAACAAGGUUAUUUUCAUUGGAUACAGAACGGCCGUUGGACCUGUGGAUGUUUCUUAUACGCUUUAAAGGUAUUAGCACACCUGUGCACGUUGAGACGUCUCAGAGAAACCUACAACAGAACAUUCCAUCAUAAUCACACGUACAGAGAACUCAGACAGGUGCGUGUUUGAUGCCAGUUUACAAUGGAGCUUUAUACCAAAGAAAGUUUCAGAAACCGAGAUCUCCUGGAAGUUGUCAUACAAAAGAAAGAGGAUAAUAAGAACAAUCAUGACAUUGUGGAAAAACAAAAGGAACAAAUUUUGAAUACGCGCAGAACACCGGAAGUAGUCAGUAGACCAUCAAGUAGAAUGUCUUCCAAGCAAACCUCUAUACAGACUGAACAAAAAACAAAAGAAAAUAACUUUUUAACACAGCCAGAAAACAUUGCCAAAAACAACGUGUCACAGACAAUUCAAAGUAUGGCAAUCUUGUGUUUAUCUUCUUCCGUUGUCUUACUAUUGGAUAUUUAUAUUUUCCUCAUUGGAACUGGCGAUGUUCCUGAGAGUGGAUUUCGGAACGGUAGUUUGCUGACGUCAGCCAGUCAGUAUGAGGAUGUGACGGAAGUAUUCACAGCUUUCUCAACUCUUGUGAUAAUUCUGUCGGCAAACUGUGUGUUAGUGUGUUCUAUGCAAUGUUUUAUAGCUUCUAAAGUCAUUAAAACCGUCGAUGGUCCGGAGAGGGCCAUGAAAUAUUUCCGUGAAUGUUCCAGCAGCAGACUGGUGGCAGUUGUUGGUUUUUUCAUCUCAUUUCCAGUUUUUCUCUUAACUUUAAUGUUGUGUGUAGUGUUACGUUUAAAACGGACCCCUGCUGUAACUGCCGUGGUGGUGCUCAUCUUUGGGACAAUACUGGGCUUAUUGUGUAUGGUGCAGAACAUAUACCACUGGUAUGACGAAAUGUCUAGUGCUUCACGAGGACUUCCGGCGUACGAAGAUAGCAACAAAGACGAGGACGUCAACAGGGAUCUCAAUACUCUUGUGUAGGAAACCAUAUUCCACAGGUUCCACAAAGUCGAAAGUUAACCAGUGGCGUAGCUUCCAUUGAGGCAACCGAGUCAGCUGCCUCGGUAAAAAAAACCCCACCUUUUACGUUGUUAAAAUGUCGAUAGCUUCUGGGGGGCUGCGCCCCCCAGACCCCCUGCCUCGGUAAUAUUCGAACCCAAGGUACGCCUAUGUUAACGCUACGGAAUCAGGAUUAGACCAGGAAUAUAUUUGCAAUUGCACUCGUUUUUUUUAAAUUCGUGUGAUCAACAACAAGAUGGAAAUCAAAGGGUGAUGCGGAGUGAGUGUGUUAAAUGUUGUAUAUUAACUUUACAUCCGGUGCAAAUCAGUUGUUAUUGUUUGAACACUGUGAUUCUACUUCUUGUGCUUGACAAUACAGAGGAUUAUAAAAAUCAGUAAAUA